This is a messenger RNA of Alligator sinensis (Chinese alligator), 3404 nucleotides long. RefSeq names its product membrane associated ring-CH-type finger 7 (gene MARCHF7). Gene Ontology annotation, biological process: protein autoubiquitination. The record is from RefSeq and is a predicted model, not a curated record. Lineage: Eukaryota; Metazoa; Chordata; Crocodylia; Alligatoridae. Gene Ontology annotation, molecular function: zinc ion binding; ubiquitin conjugating enzyme binding; ubiquitin binding. Gene Ontology annotation, cellular component: nucleus.
UGGUCCUGCUCCCCAGUCGGACCGGAUCGGACCCUUCGUGCGGUGCCGCCGCGGCCCGUCGGAAGGAGUCGGGCCUCCGCUUCCCUCUCACCCGCGGCCUCGCAGGAGGCACCUUUGGCCUCUAGUCCUGACGCUUCCGGUCUGAGGCGAGCCCAGGCUGCGCCCUUCUGCUUUGGCAGCAUUGAGGCUUCAGCUCGCCCGCCGGGCCGCGGGGUGCCGAGCAGGACACUCAGCCCGAUCCUCUCGGGCAGGCGUGUCAGCACGAGAAGUCUGAGAAUGGAGUCUAAACCCUCAAGGAUUCCCCGAAGGAUCUCAGUUCAGCCCUCCAGUUCUUCUUUAAGUGCUAGAACAUUGGCUGGAAGCAGUUUAAGUGAUACAUAUGAUACAAGAGAUUCUUCAUUGAGACUGGAAUCUGGAUGUCAGGACUCCCAUCUGUUGCAUGGUUCCAGUAGAAAUUGGGGGAUUGGAGAGAGAGAAGCCCAUGAAACUCCUUGGAAACUUACUACUUCCUCUCCAACUCGCUACUCAGGGACACUUGAUCGUCCAUGGUCUGGAAGAUUUUUGGGAAGCAGAAACAGAUUGUCUGCCUCUUCCUCCUCUCCUUUUACGUCUACUUGGUAUGGUGAAUCUGAGAGAACUCAGGGAGCAUAUUCAAGAAUACAUAACCAGCAGCAGGAUAGUGAUUCAAAGAGACCUAAGCUUUCCUAUACAUCUACCUCUUCUGGGAGAAGUAAUGGUUUGAAUGGAAUUUCAGAUUCCACGUGGCGGUAUAGUCAAGUUCCCAGAUCUUCAUCAGUGGUACUUGGUACUCUGGGAACUGAGCUAGUGAGAGAGAGGGGAGAGUUAGAAAGGAGAACAGACCCAUCUACUAAUAGUCUUGUGGAUUACAGUCACAGGAAUGGUGACUUUUCAUCUUCAACAUAUCUUCAAGACAGACCUGCUUCUUCAUAUGCACAGGGAGCAAGACCAAAAGAUAAUUCAUUGAGCACUUUGAGGCUGAACACAUCCAUGAACCGCCAGUUGCCUUCUGAACAGCAGCCAUCUGUAUUCUCCAGAGACUCUAGCAGGAGCUCUUCAAGAUCCAGUUAUUCUUCAAGGGAAAUGGAGUCUCCUCAAAGGAAUAUACAGCCAGAAGUUACCCCUGUUGCCAUUAGAGAGGAAACUCCUUCCACAAGCAGUUCUGAAAGGGUUACUGCUUCUCAGAGGUCACUGAGUGAGCCUACAUCCGAUCCUGAAGGCAGGCGUACAACCAGACAGCUAUUGUCUCGUUUAGCUUCUAGUAUGUCAUCUACAUUUUUCUCACGAAGGUCUAGCCAAGAAUCGUUAAAUGCAAGAUCAUUAGAUUCUGAGGAUUCACGUGUUGUCCCAAGAGUUCAGGCUUCUACCCCGUCAAGUACUAAUGCAUCUGCAAUUCCUGAGGUUCCAGACAGUCAGACAUCUGAAGCUUCUCAGGGAUUUAGCUUUCUUAGACGAAGAUGGGGUUUAUCAGGGGUUUCACAAAACCAUAGCUCUGAUUCAGAUGCUGAAAGUUACAGACAAGAGUCUGAAAACAGAAAUACAGGGUCUUGGUUAUCAUCAUCUUUAAGGAACAGAUGUACACCACUGUUCUCUAGAAGGAGGAGAGAAGGAAGAGAUGAAUCUGCAAGAACCUCUACCUCUGACAUACCUGCCAGGUCAUUACACCUUUUCAGGAGAAGAGAGUUAGGUGAAGAAACUCAUCUUGAAGCACACAGCAGUUCUUCUGGAGGUGCUUCUAAUAGACCACCAACACCUGCAGUAUCUGGCAGCCCUACAGCUACUGCCUCCACACCAGAUUCAGCCCAUGGUAGAAGUAGUUCGGGAAUGUCUGGAAUUCUACCUGGCUCUCUCUUCCGCUUUGCAAUGCCCCCAGCCCUAGGGAGCAGUCUGUCUGACAAUCUUAUGAUAACUGUAGAUAUUAUUCCCUCAGGCUGGAAUUUGUCUGAUGGGCAAGAAAAUGACAAAUCCAAAAUACCCCCUUCAAGAGAUCCUGAAAGACUCCAGAAAAUUAAAGAGAGCCUCCUUUUAGAGGACUCUGAAGAUGAAGAGGGUGACUUAUGUAGAAUCUGCCAGAUGUCAUCUGCAUCUUCUACAAACCUCUUAAUAGAACCAUGCAAAUGCACUGGAAGUCUGCAGUAUGUUCACCAAGAGUGUAUGAAAAAAUGGUUGCAGUCCAAGAUUAACUCUGGUUCUUCACUGGAAGCAGUAACUACCUGUGAGCUGUGUAAAGAGAAGUUGCAUCUUAAUCUUGAGGAUUUUGAUAUUCAUGAGCUCUAUAGGGCACAUGCAAAUGAACAAGCAGACUAUGAAUUUAUCAGUUCUGGUCUCUACCUUGUAGUGCUUUUACAUUUGUGUGAACAACGCUUUUCUGAUAUGCUGGGAACUGCAAGUGAGGCCAGUACACGUGUUAGGUUUAUUAACCUUGCAAGAACUCUUCAGGCACAUAUGGAAGAUAUUGAAACUUCUGAGGAUGAUUCUGAAGAUGAUGCUGGUCGAACUUUUGACACUUCUUAAAGUUGAAAGAAACAAAUGGAAUUGCUGGAAAGAUGGUGAAUUGGCAAGAAAGUACCAUCAAUGUGCAUUUAUUUUUUGCUUUCUUUAGUAAAAAACACAUUGAAUAUUACUAUAGUUUUAAAAGCAUUGUUGAAUUCAAAAUCUGCUGCACACUGGAACACAAUGAAUACAAAAACUAUUCAGCAUGUGCAAGUUAGAUACACAAAGCUGUUUCCUCUUUAAGAUGACACUGAGGGAUGCUAUGCUUUGUCUGGAAAGAUACCAGAUUUUGAAUGUUUGAGGAACUCAGAUCUUGCUUUGUUACUUUCUUCCUGUAGUCAGAUUUCUGAUUUUGUCUAUCAAGUUUUGCUUCUCUGCUGGCACUAAGUGGUAAUUGUGGGUUUUGGGGUGGAGGGUGGGGAGCCAUGUACUUAAAUAGCAUACAUUUUCCUUUUAAGAAAUGCCUGUGUUAGUCUCUCUCAGUUGCUUCCAGUGUUAACAUAGGAUGAAUGAGGGGAUGAAUGGCUACUGUAAAGCUACGAUGUUUGGUUUCCAAAUUUUAUUUGAAGAGUGUUUAAUUCAAACAGCAAUAAGACUUGCAAGGGGCCUCUAAUAUUUAGUGUUGAUGAUGGCUUUUUUAUGUACUGAUUUGGAAAUUGGAGAUUAUAUUUGAUAUUAUGUGGAUAUUCCAGUAAGGAAUAUUGCAGCGGUAACCAUGCAUUUCAGCAUUCCUGGCAGAAAUGCAACUUGAUAACAUUUAAAAUCUUAACUAAGCUGUUUAGUUUAACAAAUAUUUUUUAGAUCCCACAUUCACUGUUAAAGCACUGGUUAUCUAUGUGUUUUCUAGUGUUGUCACUUCUUUAUAAAUAAAGAUAAUGAUGAGAUGCACACUA